Messenger RNA from Frankliniella occidentalis (western flower thrips), 3141 nucleotides. It is a transcript of the gene Strip, whose product is annotated as striatin-interacting protein 1 homolog. Bases 269 to 2740 code for a protein of 823 amino acids. The record is from RefSeq and is a predicted model, not a curated record. Gene Ontology annotation, cellular component: cytosol. The transcript is spliced from 2 exons. Gene Ontology annotation, biological process: cytoskeleton organization. Lineage: Eukaryota; Metazoa; Arthropoda; Insecta; Thysanoptera; Thripidae.
AGAACCAGAAAAGCCAGAAAAGGAGAGGAAUCGGAAUUCGGAAUGGAAGAAUCAAGUUGAUCGAACUGCGUUCUCUAUUCUUUCGCUCAAUGAAAACACAGCACCACUUGGUUACAUUUUGGUGUUGUCUGUGCCAAAAAUUGUUUGUUUCAAUCAACCACAGUGACAGCUCUGGAGGUAAAUCUCUGUCAUGAAGAUGUAGCAGACAAACUAAUUGGAAGUUUGGCAGGUGAUAAGAGCCAUUGUGGGGCAUUGGUGACAGCUGAAGAUGGAUGCAAAUGGAAACGACAACAUUGACCCUUCAGAUAGAAGGAGGGUUGUUAGACCAAAGAGUGGUUUGGUUAACCGUGAGGACACUGAUGUAGCACAGCAGAGCCUUAUGGCAGACAGGUAUUAUCGUGAAAUGGAGACCCAAGAUUUUGAAAACCGUGACUUAGAGUUCGUUUAUGAUGACAGUGAUUCACCACUAAAUGAGAUUGCUGAACUGUAUAGUUAUACUGAACAGCCUGAGUUUCAGCUUAAUGUUAAGGCUUUUGAAGAUUUGAUGGAAGAUGCACAGCUCAGUCCUUCAUGGCAAAAGCUAGACAGAGAAAAGCAAAAGUCCCUAAUACUAAAAUGGUUAGAUCUUCUUGAAAUGUCUAAGAGUGAAAGCCGUAUGCGAGCUGCAAGAUGUUUUCUGUACUUGUCUCAAGGCUGCUGGGCUGAACAGCAAUCGGAUGAAGAGCAGCAGCAAGCAACUCGCGAUAAUGUGAUGCUCCUCAAUGAAUGUGGAGUGUUUUUUGCCUUUGUUGACCUUCUCAACAUAAAUAUAGAAAACAGUGUUGCAUCUAUAAGUGCUCAAAGUAAACUAGCUGUAAGUCUUGCUGACUCAACAGAUUUGAGAGUGAUUUUAAGUGUGCUCUACAUCAUUGUGGAAGUCAUGCGCUUAUCCCUAACUGAUAGUGAUGAGAACUACAGGAAACAAGCCGAACAGUUUCACUCAGAUCUUGCUCACUCAUCUGGUGAAGAUGUUCUCAGUGUUCAGUUGUUAUCAAUGGUGACCAGAUUUUGUAGUGGCUCAGCACCACACUUUCCCAUGAAGAAAGUUCUUUUACUUUUGUGGAAAGUGAUUCUUCUCACUUUGGGUGGAAUGAGUGUUCUAAAAAAACUAAAGUCAGAAUAUCGUAAAGAAGCUGGCCUUCCCAUUAUUGAAGAAGAUACAAUUGAAAUUGCACAAAGCAUGCGUCCAUCAUCACCACCAGCCAGUGCCAAUGAUCUGUUGGUAGCUCAAGACAACCAACAGAGUAAACGCCGUUUUCGUCGCAACCUUAUGAAACAAGGUUCAUUGGACGUUAAUUCUGCUUUGGACUUUGAAUCAUCUGAUCAAUCAGAGCAGGAUGACCGCGACAUGGAAGAAAGAGAUCCAGAUACUCCUCGCACUCCAAGUCCUAUAGUUUCAGAUCCAGAACCAGAGCCGGAGCCAGAGCUCAAAGCUAAAGGCUUGCCAUGGAUGCCAAAAGUGCGUGGGAAAGAUUUGGACAAUUUCCUUGAUAAUACGAGAAUGAAGUUUGUUGGCUUUCCUUUGCAUGGGGAUAGAGACACACUUAUUGGGUUACCAGAGCCCAUUCAUGAGGGUGUUGCUGUCCUGAAACAGCACAUGUACACAUCUCUGGCAGAGCUUCAGAUUCAGAAAGAAGAAGUCAUGGCAAAGAGUCCAUUUUCAGUUCAGGAGCCUGAUGUUCCUUUAACACCUGCAGAAAUCCUUUAUCAGGCCAUGCUCCCCAACUUACCCCAGUAUGUAAUAGCCUUGUUGAAGAUACUUUUAGCUGCUGCUCCAACAUCCAAAGCAAAGACUGAUACCAUUAAUAUCAUGGCUGAUGUUCUUCCAGAAGAAAUGCCUAUGACGGUUGUUCAGUCAAUGAAGCUUGGCACUGACGUGAAUCGUCACAAGGAGAUUAUUGUGAAGGCUGUUUCGGGUAUUUUAUUGUUGUUGCUUAAACAUUUCAAGAUCAAUCAUGUGUAUCAGUUUGAAUUUAUGUCACAGCAUUUGGUCUUUGCAAACUGUAUCCCUCUUGUACUGAAGUUUUUUAACCAGAAUAUUAUGGCUUAUGUUCGAGCCAAGAAUGUAAUUCCAAUUCUGGACUUUCCCGCUUGUGUGAUUGGAGAGCAGCCUGAGCUAACAGUUGAGAGUCUAGAGAUUGGGGACAACCAACCUUACUCAUGGAGGAAUGUGUUUUCAUGUGUCAACCUUCUUAGGAUUCUGAAUAAGCUGACUAAGUGGAAACAUUCUCGGAUUAUGAUGCUUGUAGUUUUUAAAUCCGCUCCAAUAUUGAAAAGAACUUUAAAGGUACGACAUGCUAUGAUGCAAUUAUAUGUUCUAAAACUCCUGAAAAUGCAGACCAAAUACCUUGGUCGCCAAUGGCGGAAAUCAAACAUGAAAACUAUGAGUGCCAUUUAUUCUAAGGUUCGGCAUCGCUUAAAUGAUGACUGGGCUUUUGGAAAUGAUCUUGAUGCUAGACCGUGGGAUUUCCAGGCAGAAGAGUGUGCUUUACGGGGCAAUGUAGAUCGCUUCAACAACAGACGUUAUGGCAGUGGGCCUGACUCUGAGCUGAAAUCAACAGUAGAUACGAGCAUUCAGAGUGUACUAGGUCAAGAUAUUGAACUAACUGAAGAGUUUAAACAGCACUAUGAGAUAUGGUUGCAUCAAGUUCUGUCUGUGAAUGUGAAUUGGGAUGAACUUAUAGAUAAGGCAUAUCUGUGACCCCCAUAAAUAACUGAUCUACUUUUGUUUUUUUAUCACCAUUGCAUUUUAAUAAAUUUUAUUAUGUUUAUUUAGCUUGUCCACGCAAUAUUAUGUGUUUCUUUUAUGUAUUUGUAUUGGUACUUGGCUUUGUGUAUACCUAUGAAUUCAGCAAUGACUUGUACAAUGGAAGUUACAAGAAAAAGAAUGUAUAAUUUAAUACACUAAUUAUUUCAUCUUGGGCUAAUUUUAGUCACUAGUCUCACUUCAUAGAAGAAAAAAAAAUAUACUAGGAUAUGCAAGGAAAACCUAUUUGUCAGACAUACUUGCAGAUAAUGUCUCCAUUUUUUUAUUGUAAUAAAAAACAGCUGUGAGUCAUUAUUAUAAAUCCAAUAAACAAAAUAAGUUUUUGUAUAAAAAUA